Messenger RNA from Sapajus apella (tufted capuchin), 1818 nucleotides. Its product is annotated as keratin-associated protein 12-1-like. The transcript has a single exon. Gene Ontology annotation, cellular component: keratin filament. The record is from RefSeq and is a predicted model, not a curated record. Bases 1183 to 1563 code for a protein of 126 amino acids. NCBI's taxonomy places the organism in Eukaryota, Metazoa, Chordata, Mammalia, Primates, Cebidae.
UGCAGGCAUGAACAACUGCACCUGGCCAGUAUCUGAUGAUUUUGAUUGUAUGUGAGCUGUUAUGAUAAUGCAUUUACAGACUCUGAGCUCCGUCGUGUUUCUGAUUUUUGUUCUAGCCGUCGGUAACUGGAGGAUGACCUUGACCUUGUGCAGUGUUUGUUGAACACUUUGGGUGGAUCUCUGGGAAGUGUCUACAACUUGGAAUAUUCUAUAUCUUGGUGAGACUCACAUUCCACACCGUCUUCCCUAAAACUCCUGUUCUGGAUUGGUUUCGGCUUUGCUUGGGCCGGGCUGGGUGGGUCUCACUCCUGUCUGUGGUCCUUACUCAUUUGGUGGGGGGCUGUGGGGGUCUGGGCUGGAUGUCGGCACGGGGGCUGAAGCGGGGGCUCCGCUCUCAUUCCUCUAGCAGCUUCUCUCUGGUGAGAAGCUUCUCUCUGUGAGUCUGCGGUGGCCUUGCCCUGGGAAGGUACAUCCCUGCCCCAUCCCCAGAUUCUCAGCCGACCCUCACAUGGCGGGUCCUGCCCUCCACACCGACCCUUCCUCUGCUUCCCUGCUCCUCAGACUCCAGGGCUUUGACUGCCUGGGCACCGGCCCCUCCCUCCUCGGCAAUUGUUUUCUGCUGCAACUCCAGCUGCUAACAUUGCCCUUUGGAAGCGUGCCCCAGCAGAGAGCUGGGACGCGGGAGUUUCUUCUUUCUCCUAAGUUUCUGCUGUCUCAGGAAUCACAGUCUGCACUGCUGGUUGACCGCUGCCUGAAAACGAGCGUCUCAUAAAUCUCAGCCGUGCUGCUGAUAGAGUGGCCAGCUCUGCACACUCCCGGCGGCAGGGGUCCCAGUAGGGUUACGUGGUCCGUGUUCACUUCUGGUCUCUUCCCCAAAGUUUCUGCUUGAUGAAACAGAAGCUGUGGUUCGAGGAGCUCCUCUGGGAACCAGUCAUGUCUGCUUCAGUGUGGGACUGAUGAAGGGAGGCAGGGAUCAGUCAGUUGGGUCUAAAACUGCCUGUGCAUCACUGAUAAAUUUGGGCAGCUUUCCAAAUAUAACAAGUGCUUGAAGAAGGUGCAAUUAGUUAUGAAACUAAGGGCCAAAUAAAAAACAUGAGCAUCUACAACAGAAAACUGAGUUCCAGGAAACACCCUUGAGGAAGAAAAACAAGGAAGACAGCAGGCGCGCUUCCGUGCUGGGAGAUGCCUGGGUCCAGGUAUAAAGGCUGCCCGGGGAAGCCAUCUCCAGACACCACUGCCCUCUGCCUCAGCCUUAUCCAGCCACACGCCACCAUGUGCCACACCAGCUGCUCCUCAGGCUGCCAGGCAGCCUACCGCGUGCCCAGCUCCUGCCAGGCAUCCUGCUGCAUGCCCGUGGGCUGCCAGUCCUCCGUGUGUGUGCCCGUGAGCUUCAGGCCAGCCCUGUGUGUGCCCGUGAGAUGCCAGUCCUCUGUGUGUGUGCCUGUGAGCUGCAGGCCCGUUGUCUGUGUGGCCCCCUCCUGCCAGUCCUCCAGGUGCUGCCAGCCCUCCUGCACCAGCGUCCUCUGCAGACCUGUCUCCUGCAGCAUCCCAUCCUUCUGCUGACCACGAGUGUCCAGACCCGCUGCUCCCAGUGCAGACGGGGCCACACCUCUACCCUCCCCGGAUGAGUCCUCGGUUAUUCUUCUGCACUUGGGGCUAGUGAAAAGCAUGCUCAGUGAGCCUUCUGAAUUCUGGGUUGAGAAUGUGACAGAAUUAUCUGGAGUCCUCGCUGACCUUGCCCAUCCUCCUAGAGAAGUCUGGGUCCCAGAUAUAUUCUCUGACCCCAUGAGAGCCAAAUAAACCAGCUUUCCCCAUGCA